Sipha flava (yellow sugarcane aphid) is the source of this 507-nucleotide messenger RNA. RefSeq lists its product as uncharacterized. The record is from RefSeq and is a predicted model, not a curated record. Bases 1 to 507 code for a protein of 168 amino acids. The transcript is spliced from 3 exons. Lineage: Eukaryota; Metazoa; Arthropoda; Insecta; Hemiptera; Aphididae.
AUGGAUGAUCUGGACAUAGCAUUAUUGGUAUGUUUGGAGGAUGAAGAGUUAUCAGAAGACAAAAAAAUCGUUCGGAAGAGAAAAUGGAGGAUGAAAGUAGAGGUAUGUAUUUCCAUCAAUUGCAAUUGCUCAAAAGAAGUGGUUAUAAAACCAACCAACCACAUUAUUGUGGAACUCUUGUCAAUACCCAAAGAUUUAAUAGCUUCUGGUAAAUAUUCACAUUUUGAUAAUUCUACUAAAAUUUCACAAAAUUAUGCAGGGAAGGUUUUGUUGAAACUUGGAGAUAUUAGCAAGACAAUAAAAAUGCAUGGUGAUGUAUACAAUUUAAGAGGGGUAAUUGCUUUUAAUGGAUCAGCAAGACAAUUGAGAGAGUCAUGUGGACAUUAUAAAGCAUAUGCUUUGAGAUCAAAUGAUCAAUGGCAAUGCUAUGACGAUUUAAAGGAGCAGGUAUUAUCAAAAUCAAGUAAUUUUAAAGUUAAUACAGAGAUUCUAUUGUAUAAAAAAUAA